This is a messenger RNA of Didymodactylos carnosus, 1593 nucleotides long. Lineage: Eukaryota; Metazoa; Rotifera; Eurotatoria; Philodinida; Philodinidae. The record is from the annotation of a GenBank genome assembly.
AUGGGAUCCGCACACUCUUAUAAACCAAGUAUACUUGAUGAACACGAUGUUGAAAGCGGAAGAAGUGUAGUAUUUAUAUCAUUGGAAAAAUAUCGCGGUGUUGUCGUAGAUAAAAAGAAUAAACUUGCCGUUGUCAAAAGUGGUACACUUCUUGGUUUAAAUCCCGAACUGGGUUUUCGUAUUGAAAACGAAACACUGAUAUAUAUUCUUGAUGCGCAUGGAUGUGCUUUGCCAGGUUUAACUAGUGUUAAACGGCAAACAAUUGGUGACUAUAUAGCAAUGGGAGCUGACGGAGGUUCAAUGAAGUAUAGUCUGUAUGAUGCCGUCGUUGCUAUAAGAUUGAUUGAUGGAAAGGGUAAUAUAGGAGAUUUUCGGAAACCAAGCGAUCAAUUUUAUGCUGCUGGUAUAUCUUUUGGACUGUUUGGUAUAAUAUCAACUGUUACCUUUAACUGCAGUACCCCAAGGUAUUAUGUCAAAGGAACACAAAUUAUAUCGCCCAUCGGAUAUCCUUCUUCAGAUAUAACAAAAGGAAGUUCUGUUGAUUUACCACCAAUUAAACCAUAUCGUUUAUUUAACGGUACACACACAGCAUCGGUUUCAACGGCAUUAGCUAGCGCUUACUUCGACUUCGACAAACAAGCAGCAAAUACACCCAAAUAUUACAAAUUUGCAGCUCAAGUUCUUAAUGUAAUUCAACCAAUUGGUGUUCAACAUUUUUUUGAUAUUUAUUAUCGUGCUUUACAGCAGGACGAACACCUCGAUUAUACGGUAAUUGCAGUAGCGUUAUCAGAAUUAUAUUUUCCUGUUGAAAACGCAACAACCAUAGCAAAUAUUCUUCGAAACUAUUAUAAUACACAUGGUGUUAAGGCAACAAGUAGUAAUCCUAUAGAAAUGUAUGCUCAUCGUAAACAUGAAUUUUGGCUUAGCCUACAUAUAAAACAGAUAGUAUUCGAUUCGGCUGGAUAUAUUUGGCUGGAAAUCAUAGUUUUUCAAAUUAAACUAUUCCAUAUUAGUAGCAGAGCUGGACAGCUCCGGCUAGGUGUACCUCCAUCUCUGCUAAGAAAUCUAACUCCAAGGCUUUUACUAGCUCAGUGUCCUCCAUUGAUCGGCACAAUCAUUGAAAAUGGAGUGUUACAUCUGGCAAGGUUCCUUUGCUCAGAUUUGAACGAUAUCACAUUAUCAUCAUCUUCAAAACGUUCCUCAUUAUCUCCAAUACCGGAUACAAACAGAAAAAAGUUAAAGACAUAUAUGUGUGAAAUAUGUGGUAUAGCUGAAAUUCGUGGCACAGCCUCGUAUGAAACACAUUUACAUGGAAAACAACAUAUUCGACGACAGCGGAACAAUCAUUUAUUACAUGAAGCAGACGAUCUGAAAUGCGAUAUAUGCAAGCAAUGUUUUAAUAGUCAUAAACAAAAAAAUGACCAUAUUAAUAGUAAACGACAUAAAAAACUUACGAGUGCAACGAACAUUGUAUCAAAACCAAGGGGGGAAAAGCGCAAUCCGCCACUCCAGCCACUCCGCGGAGUAAACCGCACUCCGGCACUCCGUACAAUGGUCCGGAGUGGCGAAGUGCGUUGUUUUCUUUUAAAAUAA